AUGUUGCUAUCGUCUGCUCUGCCUUUGCUGCUCUGUGUUCUCGGUUUUUUGUGCACCACCGCGACUGUACGCAGUUCCAACCCGAUAUGUUCGAGCCCCGAAUUAGCAUAUGUCCGGGACUAUUUUACGGCCGGGGGGUCCUAUACGGACGAUGGCACCGGUCAAGGAACACAUGCUUUUCAAGGCCAGAUGUAUGUCGAGUGCCUCAUCCCUUUGAGAGGUGUGAGUCAUUCGUAUCCUCUGGUCCUCAUUCAUGGAACAGGACAGACGGGGACAGACUUUCUUAACACACCUGACGGGAGAAGAGGAUGGGCAUCGUGGCUCAUUGAUCAGGGCUACGAGGUGUAUAUUAUUGAUCAGGUUGCUCGUGCGAGGAGUAUGUGGUUGCCUACAAAUGGAACCAUGGCCGUUAUCUCCGCAGAGGACAUCGAACAACGGUUUACUGCCGCACAGGGUUUCAACUUGUGGCCCCAGGCUGCAUUACAUACCCAAUGGCCCGGUACAGGGAGGAUGGGCGAUCCAAUAUUUGACGCUUUCUAUGCGUCUAAUGUACAAUAUCUGAGCGACAACACACUGGAAGAGAUCGGCAUGAAAGCAGCCGGCGUUGCACUGCUCGACAUCAUUGGACCCUCGAUCCUCAUCGCUCACUCUCAAGGGGGCCUGUUCCCUUGGCUUUGGGCCGACGCGCGCCCUGAACUGGUCAAAGGAAUUCUUGCUAUCGAACCCUCCGACCCGCCUUCCCAAGAUGAGGUUGUCGACAACCUGACUGCCCGCGCCUAUGGCCUGACGGAUAUCCCACUUACUUAUGACCCCCCAGUGACGAACGCAACCACGCCUCUGGCCACUGAAGUUCAUCCGUCGUCGAAUCCGAAUCGGUCGUCGUGUAUUCUCCAAGCAGAGCCUGCCCGCCAGCUCGUGAACUUGAAGCAUAUUCCGAUCUUGGUCGACACGGGCGAGUCGGGCUAUCAUGCAUUGUAUGACCAUUGUACUGUCGAGUUUUUGAGGCAGGCGGGGGUACUGGCGGAGCAUCUGAGGCUCGAGGAUGUUGGGAUACAUGGGAACGGGCAUUUUCAGUUCAUGGAGAGGAAUAGCUUGGAGAUCGUUGCGUAUUUGGAGGAAAAUUGGAUUGGGAAAAUUCAUUGAUUGAUACGGUUGUGCUUCCUUUCCUGUCCGUACCGAAUACGCUUUUU
Messenger RNA from Stereum hirsutum FP-91666 SS1, 1190 nucleotides. Its product is annotated as alpha/beta-hydrolase. The record is from RefSeq and is a predicted model, not a curated record. The transcript has 4 exons. Lineage: Eukaryota; Fungi; Basidiomycota; Agaricomycetes; Russulales; Stereaceae. Bases 1 to 1143 code for a protein of 380 amino acids.